Molecule: messenger RNA, 946 nt
Organism: Prosopis cineraria
Lineage: Eukaryota; Viridiplantae; Streptophyta; Magnoliopsida; Fabales; Fabaceae
Exons: 2
Coding region: 8-844 (278 amino acids)
Cellular component (GO): membrane
Source: RefSeq, a predicted model, not a curated record
UUGGGCAAUGAAAAUCAAACGACGACAGCCGCGAUGCGUUUGGAUCGAAUUGCCCCGAACGAUCGAAGCGCUAGACGAACGAAGAGCGGCGGGAAGCAGCAAGAAAUUUGUGCGUGAGAUCUGCGCCCUAGCCGCGGAAGAGAAAAUGGGAAUGGGAAGGUGGUUGAAACUAGCUGUGCUGGUAGGAAUCAUAGGGAUUUUGAGAGAAUUGAUAAAGAAUUAUGGAUGGGACAAGGACGCAGCUAUUCAGAUAUUGAGAGAUCAGUAUGAUAAAUUGGGUAUUUGGGCCAUCCCUCUGUACGUCACUAUACAUACACUUUCCAUUGCUCUCUGUUUGCCUUCUUCUGUUUUCUUGGAAGCCGCCGCUUCUCUGCUAUUUGGUUUCGUCCCAGCCCUGCUCUGUGUCUUCUCAGCCAAGGUGCUCGGUGCUUCUCUCUCUUUUUGGAUCGGCAGGAUAAUUUUCAGAAGUUCGAGCUCAGCAGUAGAGUGGGCUCAAAGAAACAAAUAUUUUCAUCUCCUGUCUAGAGGAGUUGAGCAAGAUGGUUGGAAAUUUGUUCUCCUUGCUCGCUUCUCUCCUUUGCCCUCCUAUGUUGUUAACUAUACACUAGCUGCUACCAAAGUAGGGUUCUUGUUGGAUUUUCUGCUUCCCACUGUUAUUGGAUGCAUCCCAAUGAUCUUGCAGAAUACUUCUCUUGGAAGCCUUGCUGGUGCUGCUGUUGCUUCAGCCUCUGGAUCUAAGAAAUCUCCUAUAUGGUCUUACCUGCUUCCAGUAUUUGGUAUACUAUCUAGCGUGCUUAUUUCUUUGAGAAUUAAGAAGUACUCAAAGUCACGUUUCAAUAACUAAAAUCAUUCCAUUCAAAGAUAAUCCUUUUGACUUAUGGCGAACCUUAUCUGGUAGCGAACAAAUGACUUGAUAUUCAUAUUUGGCCUCUGAUUUGUUUAGUUA